Molecule: messenger RNA, 1275 nt
Organism: Sporothrix schenckii 1099-18
Lineage: Eukaryota; Fungi; Ascomycota; Sordariomycetes; Ophiostomatales; Ophiostomataceae
Product: acetyl-CoA C-acetyltransferase
Exons: 2
Coding region: 1-1275 (424 amino acids)
Biological process (GO): fatty acid beta-oxidation
Molecular function (GO): acetyl-CoA C-acetyltransferase activity
Source: RefSeq, a predicted model, not a curated record
AUGAGCUCUGCCACAGCACAAAACCGCCUCAGCCAGAUCCAGGGCCAUUUGGAGGCACCCAAGACGGUCCAGGACGUCUACAUUAUCAGUGCCGCACGAACGCCGACAGCAAAGUUCAAUGGAAAAUUAAAGUCCAUUCCCGCCACACAGCUCGGCGCCGUGGCCAUCAAGGCCGCUCUUGCCAAAACAUCCGUCCCCAUCGACGCCAUCCGCGACGUCUACAUGGGCAACGUGAUGCAAGCGGGUGAAGGCCAAGCACCGGCGCGGCAGGCGAUGUUGUUUGCGGGCUUGCCAUCGUCCAUUGAGGCCACGACCGUCAACAAGGUCUGCUCGUCGGGCCUGAAGGCGGUCAUGCUGGCGGCACAAAAUAUCCAGCUAGGCCUCGCCGGCGCACAGAUCGCCGGCGGCAUGGAGAGCAUGAGCCGCGUGCCGUACUAUGUGAGCCGCGCGUCGCACAACCCGGCGUUUGGCGACAUGGCCCUGCAAGACGGGCUGAUCAAGGAUGGGUUGUGGGACGUCUACAACCAGGUGCACAUGGGCACGUGUGCGGAGCACAGUGCCCAGCGCUUUGGCAUCUCGCGGGCCGCGCAGGACGCGUAUGCCAUCCGCAGUUUUCACCGGGCGCAAGACGCAUGGGCAGCACGUCGGUUCGACGAGGAGAUGGCCCCCGUCGAAGUGCCGGGUCCUCGCCAGGGUGAUACGCCGACCGUCGUGGCCGAGGACGAGGGCUACAAAGCCUUGAACAAGGCCAAGCUGCCCACGCUCAGACCCGUGUUUGCCAAGCCUGGCGAACAGGGCACAAUCACGGCUGCCAACGCCAGUACCAUGAACGACGGCGCCAGCGCUCUCGUGCUUGUGUCGGGUGCGUUGGCAGCACAGCACGGCCACAGCAGCCGCGUCCUGUCGCGCAUCGUGUCGUAUGCCGAUGCCGCCGUUGACCCGAUCGACUACGCCGAAGCGCCCGCCAAGGCCAUUCAACUGGCCCUCCAGCGUGCUGGCCUGAACACAAAAGACAUUGCACGAUGGGAGGUGAAUGAGGCCUUUGCCGUUGUUGUCCGCGUUACAGAGCAGCUGCUGGGCCUCGACGACAACACCGUGUGCAUCAACAAGGAUGGUGGUGCCAUUGCCCUGGGACACGCUCUGGGCAGCUCUGGAUCGCGGCUGAUGACGUCGAUGGUCCACCAGCUGAAAGCGGGCGAGUACGGAGUCGUGGCACUGUGCAAUGGCGGCGGUGCGGGCAGUGCCAUGAUUGUGCAGAGAGUGGACAAGGUGUAG